UUCAGUGAGUGAACAGAAACAGCUACAUUAUUGCAGCAAAUACUACAGUUGUGCAUCAACAGGAAGUGGGUGUAAGAUCUUCACUCUUCAAAUGACAGUUAUGACACUCAAUCUGCUGUUUAUUUUUUGGUUCAGCUUUACUCAAGAUUUUGGUGCUGACUGUCUAAAGAAUCGUUACGGAUUGAAAGGAACAUCAAUUAAUCUGAGCGUCUUUCAGAAACUUCAGCCACAUCAGAAAACUCAAGUUAAAUGGAGACGAUUCAACAGAAAAGAGAUACUUACAAGUCCAGAAGGCGUUGCCCCCAACUACAGAAACAGAAUGGAAUAUAACUUCUCAGAUGGAUCUUUGACCAUUAAAAACCUUCAAAAAAAUGACAGCGGGAAAUAUGAAGCCCUUCUGGGUUCAUGGGAGGAACAAAAUCUGGCUGCAUACACAGUUAAAGUGGAGUCUGCUGUCUCUGAGCCCUUAAUCGAAGUUAGUCAGGAUGACAAUAACACCUCUGCUGGCCUAUGUUGGGCCAGAGUGAACUGCUCGGCUGAUGGCAGCUGGGCCACUUAUGACUGUGACCAAAGUCUAUGUACAAGGACACAUGGAUAUCUGGCCUCCAUUAACAUCACUGUUACUGCAUUGGAAAGCAGAGAAGUUCAAUGUCAUGCCAACAACCAUGUGAGCAGGAAUCAUUCUAAGACACCGAACAUUAUGUGCCUGGAAAAACAGGAAAGUGAAUUGCGCGCACCAUCAGGACUUGUCUUUUGGAUUGUUUUGACCAUUUGUGUUGCUGUUGUGCUGGGUUUUCUUUUGGGUUUGGUUAUAGUGCUUGCCAAAAAAAAGAACACCACAAAGAUUCAUCCACAGUCUAGUCUUGCUGUGAUAAAUGGAACAGUGAGUGAACAGGGUCCAGAAUCUAUGUACUGCACAGUGCGCAAACCAAACACGUCCCACACUCAUGAGGCAAACAACACUGACAUUGAAGGAACCAUCUACGACACCCCAUCAAGACAACCUAAGGUUCAUCAAGCUGUCAGUGUGGAUGUAAUGAUAGAAAAUCAGGAGCAACAGCGGCCUCAAGAGGACAACACUGUUAAAGUAAGAGCUACAGUACACCAGGCAGCAGAACAGGAUUCAGAACAAAUAAACACAGUUUACUGCAAACUUGGAGAGAUAUGACUCUGAUUAGAUGACUCCUUUUCAUAGUUUAAUUAUUAAAUAUUAGCCUAUACAUUACUUAAUCUACAGUAUGCACAAUUUACGCUGUUUAUGUGGCUCUGCUUAGUUAAAACCAACUUAUUACAGAAAAUAGUAUUUUUGUCAGAAUUGUAUUAUUAUUAGAGAUUACUAUAGUGCUUUUUAUGUUCAA
Molecule: messenger RNA, 1358 nt
Organism: Xyrauchen texanus (razorback sucker)
Lineage: Eukaryota; Metazoa; Chordata; Actinopteri; Cypriniformes; Catostomidae
Exons: 7
Coding region: 92-1168 (358 amino acids)
Source: RefSeq, a predicted model, not a curated record